ACCUCUCCCCCUCACACCCACACACCCAAAUCGUCUUUUGGAGGCACGCAGCAAAUGGUAGUUGCGCUGCAAAACAGGUCAGAAAAGAAGGGAGCCUCGGUCCGAAACAGAUUGCGGUUGUGCAGGUUGUAAGAGAAGGCCAAACAGCGCCACCAUGAGCGUCCCACUCUACUCUUCGACGGCCAUCCAGCCAGCCCCCCCGACUCCUUUCUACAUCGAAGACAUCCUCGGGAGGACUGAUAACACCACAGCCAACUCCUCGUCGUCGUCUUCUUCUUCUUCAUCCUCCAUUCCGGUCAUACCCACGCCGACCUUCCCAUCUCCGAACUCCUCAUUUACCAACUUCAUCUCCCCGUACCGGACACCCGUUUAUGAGCCGACACCGAUCCACCCGGCGCUGCCCCCGCACCACGCGGCCGCGUACGCUUCUGCCGGGCCCUUCGUGGGCCCCGUGUACCCAUUCCAUCAUCUGCAGCACCACCGACCGCUGGGGGAGUACGCACAUGCCCUGUUAAGACACCAUCCUCUCGGGAAACCUGUGCUUUGGAGCCCCUUCAUCCAGCGGCCCCUGCAUAAACGCAAAGGGGGGCAGGUCCGCUUCUCCAACGACCAGACCGUCGAAUUGGAGAAGAAAUUCGAGAGCCACAAGUACCUUUCACCUCCGGAGAGGAAAAGACUGGCCAAGAUGCUUCAGCUAAGCGAGCGACAGGUGAAAACCUGGUUCCAAAAUCGACGAGCAAAGUGGCGAAGACUCAAACAGGAAAAUCCACAAGGAGCCAAGUCGGAAGAUGUCAUGUGCGGCGACAAAGGAGGUAGCAACUGCGACCGGUCCGGGGUCCCGAGCCCGGAACACACGCGGACUGCGAUGGACUCGAACGUGCUCGAAGACGGUCGCGGUGGGCCAUCCGCAUCUUUGCGGCAGUCCCUCGCCGAGCCGGAAUGGAGCCUUUCAGACGAUACAGAGACCGAGCUUGACAUAGAGGACCACAAUCAGUUCACACUGACCCAGCAGCUCUGAAGCCGAGCAAUGCGACCGACCUGCAAAAAAUGAAGACAACACAGAAAAAUAGCAGAUGCUCUCAUUUUUCUUUAUGGGAACAUUUUUGUUUAUUCCAUAAACAACUGACAUUACAUACCUCCUCAAUUCCAUAAAGCUAAGUUAGAGCAGUUAUUUGCAUUAAAUUCAUAAAAAGGUCCUUUGUUAGUGGUCUCUUACUGCCCCCCCCCCCAAGCUAUAUAUUUUGUAUAUAUUACGCAGUUGGAAAGACUGUGACUGUUUAUAUGUUACUUUAAACCAAUAGAUUAGAAAUACGUUUUGUAUGUCAUUUUAAACAGACAUUUAUCAAAAUAUUCAAUGUGGGAAGAAGAUCAAGGGAAAUGUCUAAUAAAGUAUUCAUAUGUUGAAAACGUGACUUUUUUGGGGAUUGCCUAAUUUGUGCAUUUGUAAAAUGAUAACACUAUGAUCACAAUAGAUUGCUUUCAAUCCACAUCAAAUAAUGUUAUGUUAAAAUUAGACGAGGCUUUGCUAUAGUCAAUAAUCAGGUACGUGGUCAAAAAAAAAUUAAAUUAUGAAACAUUUGAAGGGUAGUUGACAAAAGGAAAAGAGAAGCACUGUAUGAAAAUUCAAACUGU
This is a messenger RNA of Syngnathoides biaculeatus (alligator pipefish), 1632 nucleotides long. It is a transcript of the gene hhex, whose product is annotated as hematopoietically expressed homeobox. Bases 155 to 1018 code for a protein of 287 amino acids. Gene Ontology annotation, molecular function: RNA polymerase II cis-regulatory region sequence-specific DNA binding; DNA-binding transcription factor activity, RNA polymerase II-specific. Gene Ontology annotation, biological process: cell differentiation; regulation of transcription by RNA polymerase II. The record is from RefSeq and is a predicted model, not a curated record. The transcript has 4 exons. NCBI's taxonomy places the organism in Eukaryota, Metazoa, Chordata, Actinopteri, Syngnathiformes, Syngnathidae.